Messenger RNA from Haliotis rubra (blacklip abalone), 1908 nucleotides. Its product is annotated as dopamine beta-hydroxylase-like. The transcript has 9 exons. Gene Ontology annotation, molecular function: copper ion binding; dopamine beta-monooxygenase activity. NCBI's taxonomy places the organism in Eukaryota, Metazoa, Mollusca, Gastropoda, Lepetellida, Haliotidae. The record is from RefSeq and is a predicted model, not a curated record. Bases 47 to 1729 code for a protein of 560 amino acids.
CUCGGCCGGCGUAGGUGUAGCAGUGUAGUGCCAGACUGACGCAGCAAUGAAGGGCAAAACAAUUCUUUUCGCUCUUUGUGCGGUGUUAUGGGUGUGUCAGGUCGCUGGGUAUGGGACCUACAGGUAUGAGAUACCCAAUGGGGAGAGGAUUCAACACCCUUGCAAACCCAACUUUUAUUGGAAGGGAGUUGGACAUCGGAAUCAACAAGGUGGAGGUGCCAGAAACCAGUUUGGGUUGGACUUUGCUCGUAAUGGACAUAAGUGGAACCGUGACCUGUGCUUGAAGGAUUCCGAUGGCGAUGGUUUGACCAAUGGUCAAGAACUUGGAGAUCCCCAAUGCACGUGGUCUAAAGGCGAGGUCCCAGCCAGCAUCGAUGGCCUAUCACACCCGGGGGUCUGUACACCCUUUGGGUCUCCAAACUGUAGUGGCAUGAACGACUGGGUCGAUUGUUCAUCAGAGGAGUUCAAUUGUACUGCACUGGAUAGUCCAGACACACAAAAUUUGACGCUACGGUUCCCAAGAACUCAGGUUCCAGCACAAGAGACCACCUACAAAUGUAUGCUAUUUGACGUCCCUCAAGACCAGGACUACCACGUCGUGGCUAUCAAGCCCUACAUCGACAACGACAACGUCAUGCACCACAUCCUCCUGUACGGCUGCGGUGAAUUUGAUGAAACAGGUGACCACCCCAGUGGACCCUAUGACUGCAAUAUGGGAGCCGGGAAUGGCUGUUCGGAUAUUCUUGGAGUAUGGACCCUCGGAAAUCCGGGUUUGUGUUUCCAUGACAAAAUGGGAAUGCUUAUUGGAAAAAAUGGUUACAAGAAAGUAGCCUUGGAGUUUCAUUGGAACAACCCCGCGAGUGAGAGCAAUUGGACUGAUGCAUCUGGGAUGACGUUGUUCUUCACCGACAUCCUGAGACCAUACAAUGGGGGAAUGAUGACCAUUGGUCAAAACUUUCUGGAAAUUCCCCCAGGGCAACCGAAGACCAUUGCUACAGCCACAUGUUCACCUGCCUGCACAUCCGCAGCUCUCAACACAUCCAUCCACGUCACAGCCGCCCUGAACCACAUGCAUUAUCUGGGAAGCGCCCAAUCUGUGGAGCUACGUCGUGACGGUGAAAUGGUACGCUACAUCACCGACGAGCCGGAAUACAGCUACGAUAAUCCAAUAUUCAACCAGUUUGAAGACGAAAUAAUAAUUCAUCCCAAUGACGAGCUUAUUACCACGUGCCAGUACACGUCCACCUACUCCAAGAAGUGGGUCUACUACGGCGAUGCCACGUCAGCGGAGAUGUGUUUUACGUUGAUCUUCUUCUACCCUACAGAGGCUAUGCAAAACAAAUACUGCAUAAAUUGGAAAUCCAUCGAGACCUGUGCCACGAGGCCGGUGAUGGUCAACGGCUGCAACGCCUACGCGUUUGUCUACGGCUAUGAUCCAGAUGGGACGCAACACUACCUGAAGGUCAAGGACAACUGCCAUCAGGGCGGAUCCUGCCACGACGACUGCAGAGCUGCUGUGACGGAGGCUAAGGCUCAUCCCUGUCUGAAAGGAGGGGACAUCGCCGACUUCGUUAUAAACAUGCUUCAUGGGAGCACGGAAGGGUUGGAGUACCUCCGCUUGCUUGACACGUGUCCUACAGACAACGUCUUCCCCUGUCCUACGCCUAAUGCAGGAGCUCAAAAUACUUUCUCUACCGUUCUUCUGCUCCUGAUACAGAUGAUGUUCUAAUGAUACAGAUCCGUCGUACAAUGGAAACUAUUUUCUCCAUAAUGCAAAACAUCAGUUAGCUUCAUUUACCAAGAGUUUUGUAUUUCCAUGUGAACAAUAUUUUCGAUUGAAUUUUUGGGGUUUAAUUCUUGUUCUUAUUUGUCACAACUGUUGUAUUAAAGAAGUUGUCAAUCCACAAA